Zea mays is the source of this 1414-nucleotide messenger RNA. RefSeq lists its product as uncharacterized. Gene Ontology annotation, molecular function: protein heterodimerization activity. The transcript has 5 exons. Lineage: Eukaryota; Viridiplantae; Streptophyta; Magnoliopsida; Poales; Poaceae. Bases 281 to 1126 code for a protein of 281 amino acids. The record is from RefSeq and is a predicted model, not a curated record.
AGCCAGUCUUACCCCUGCUAUUUGUACCCGCCUUACCGCGCCCCCUAACCCUAGGCCCUCAAUUCCACUCUGCCCGAGCAAGCCGAAUUGUCGUCCGAAUUCGCUCGCGGGGAGCACUUGCUACCUCGCGCCCGCCUUCUGUCGCGCGGAUUCGUUGCUGCGCCUGGAGAUGGACCCGAUGGACAUCGUCGGCAAGUCCAAGGAGGACGUCUCCCUCCCCAAAUAGUUGUUUAAAAUCUUCUACUGCUGAUUGAACUUUCUGCUUUGCACUUUAGCAACAAUGUUUAAGAUAAUUAAGGAGAUGCUUCCUCCUGAUGUACGAGUGGCAAGAGAUGCACAGGAUCUUCUUGUUGAAUGCUGUGUAGAGUUCAUCAAUCUCCUUUCGUCUGAAUCGAAUGAAGUGUGCAGCAGAGAAGAGAAAAAAACGAUUGCUCCUGAGCAUGUUAUCAAGGCUCUAAGUGAUCUUGGCUUCAGAGAGUACAUUGAGGAGGUUUAUGCUGCAUAUGAACAGCACAAACUUGAUACUUUGGAUUCUCCAAAAGCUGGCAAAUUCACUGGGAUUGAGAUGACAGAGGAAGAAGCUGUUGCUGAGCAACAAAGGAUGUUUGCUGAGGCUCGAGCAAGGAUGAAUAAUGGAGCCCCCAAACCAAAGGAGACAGAACAAGAGCCGCCACAGCAACCACAAGCACAACCCCAACUUCAGCUGCAUACUGAACCACAGCAACCCGUGCAAUCUCAAGUGCAGUUGCAUUCGCCAACACAGCAUUCCCUCCAACCUCAAGUGCAGCUGCACCCCCAGCCACAACAGCUCCCACAAGUGCAGGUGCACUCUCAGACGCAGCUGCACCCUCAGCCACAGCAGCCCCAAGUGCAGGUCCAUCCGCAGCUGCAGCAACUCCCACAAUUACAGGCCCACUCGCAGCCACCGCAACCCCAAGUGCAAAUCCACCCACAGCCGCAGCAGCCCCCACAAGUGCAGUUGCAGUCAUCAGUCCAGCAGACCUCCCAACCCCAACCUCAGGUACAUCUCUACAAUCACAGGGGGGGCUCACAAGCGCAGCUGCAGCCCCAACUGCCAGGUCAGCUGCAGACACAGGGGCAAACCGGACCUGGCAUUGACAGUUAGAGACUACUGCUGGCAUAUACUAGGAACCUGUAUGCUUGCUUGUGACUCGUUAGAUCCUGAUUUAGGUUUCUGUGCUUCCUGUACAAUGUAAAUCCAGUGUGAUUGCAGUUGCCUUGUUGCUAAUAAUGUGAAACCGUUAGUUACUGAUGAUGUCCUUACUGUGUCGAAUACUGAAUGUCAUGGCGUGGCUUAUGUGCCAUGCUGAAUGAUGUUCUGUGGUCAUUGUAAUAGCCUAACUUGACAUCUGUCCAUGAUGAUAGUGAUUGAUUUGAAUGAGCUCUUGGUGCA